CCUUUGCCUACACCAUGGAGCUCUCCCCGACGGCGCUCAAGUACGCGAGUUUAUGUAUACUGUGCGUGCAGAACAGCCUGCUGGCUAUCCUCAUGCGGCUCUCUCGGGUCGGCAACUUCCCACGCUUCAACCCAGCCACCGCAGUGUUCGUCGGCGAGGGGCUUAAGCUGGCCACGUGCUUCGCUGUGCUCUUCUAUGAGUUCAACUUGCUCAAGGAUCCGCAGCGACGGAAGCGCAUGAGUGAGGCCUUCCGCAACAUCACCAACACGAGCGAAUUGCUGCGUGUGAGCGUGCCUGCAAUGCUCUACGUAGUGCAGAACAAUCUACAGUACGUGGCAGUGUCCAACUUGGACGCACCUACUUUUCAAGUCAUGUAUCAGCUCAAGAUCCUCACCACCGCCAUCUUCUCCGUUGUGAUGCUGCGGAAAACUGUGCUGGUCACGCAGUGGGGCGCCAUUGUCACGCUCAUGAUGGGUGUUGCAUUAGUUCAAUUAGGUGACAAUGCAUCGAGUGCGACAGCAAAGGCAGACGCUGCACAGAGCACCACUAAGGGUCUCUUAGCUGUGGUAGCAGCCUGUGUAUGCUCUGGGUUCGCAGGCGUCUACUUUGAGAAGAUUCUUAAAGGUACUGGCUCAACGACCACACUAUGGGAGCGUAACGUUCAGAUGUGCUUCCUCGGAUUGGCGCUGUCUGGUGGUGGUCUGAUGUACAAUGACUUUGAGUCGAUCAUGAGCCAUGGCUUUUUCUACGGCUACCGUCCUGUAGUAUGGGCAGCAAUCGCCAUGAGCGCAUUCGGCGGUCUCCUAACGGCGGUCGUCGUCAAGUACGCCGAUAAUAUUUUGAAGGCCUUCGCGACUUCUAUCGCUGUGGUGCUUUCCGUCAUCAUGUCGGUGUUUGUGUUUGACAAGGUGCCGACGGGUCAGUUCGUGGUCGGGGCCAUUCUCGUUAACGGCUCGGUGUACGCGUACGGCAGGGCUCCUGAGUGGCACAAAAACCAUCUCGAACCUAUAUUACCUCUUGCUGGUGUCCAAGUGUCCAAGAAGACCAAGCACAUCGCUUAG
This is a messenger RNA of Phytophthora infestans T30-4, 1061 nucleotides long. Its product is annotated as UDP-galactose transporter. Gene Ontology annotation, biological process: pyrimidine nucleotide-sugar transmembrane transport. Bases 15 to 1061 code for a protein of 348 amino acids. The record is from RefSeq and is a predicted model, not a curated record. Lineage: Eukaryota; Oomycota; Peronosporomycetes; Peronosporales; Peronosporaceae. The transcript is spliced from 2 exons. Gene Ontology annotation, cellular component: Golgi membrane. Gene Ontology annotation, molecular function: UDP-galactose transmembrane transporter activity.